AUGAAAUAUACAUGCACAACAACAGCUAAAAGUGUUGCUUGCUUUCCAGGCUCUAGCCGAAUUAAUCUUAUUGAUGGUACAUUCAAAGCUCUAUCUGACAUUCAGAUUGGUGAUAAAGUACUUGUUAAUAAACACAAUACUUAUGAACCUGUCAUCUCCUUCAUACAUGCAAAACGAGAAGGUUUAUUUGGCUUUUUAGCAAUCAAUAUACAAUCAGUAAUGUCUAAUUUGUCUUCCACUCUCUAUGUUUCUACUAAUCAUUUAAUUUUUGAUUUUGAUUCUGGUAAAGCAAAAUUUGCUGGAAAAUUUCAUAUUGACGAUCGAGUACAACUUAUUGAAAAUAAUGAAAUUGUUCCUGGUCAAAUUAUAAGUAUUGGAUCAACGAAACAAGAAGGAUAUUAUGCACCAAUGACUCCAUCAGGUACUAUUGUUAUUAAUGGAGUUGUUGCUUCGAAUUAUGCUACAGUAAGCAAUCAUGAUUUAGCUCAUAAAGUAAUGAGUAUUUAUCGAUGGUGGAUUCAUUUAAUUGGAGAAUCGAAAUGGAAUGAAGAAAUUCCUUGGAUGUUACAAAUCAUGUUAACUAUUGAGAAAAUGAUUCGAUGGUGUGGUGGACAAAUAUUUACAAAUAGUUAUAUUUAUGAUGGCAAAUUUGAAGUGUCAUCAUUACCAUGA
Molecule: messenger RNA, 672 nt
Organism: Rotaria sp. Silwood2
Lineage: Eukaryota; Metazoa; Rotifera; Eurotatoria; Philodinida; Philodinidae
Source: the annotation of a GenBank genome assembly